Molecule: messenger RNA, 1016 nt
Organism: Truncatella angustata
Lineage: Eukaryota; Fungi; Ascomycota; Sordariomycetes; Amphisphaeriales; Sporocadaceae
Exons: 4
Coding region: 1-849 (282 amino acids)
Cellular component (GO): membrane
Source: RefSeq, a predicted model, not a curated record
AUGGCCAAACCACGCCAAGUAAAGCAGUCUCGGACAAAGCGCGCAAAGCGCUCUUCAGGCAGUCGGCGUUGUAACGUCUUCCUUGCCUGCGUCCCAUUAUUCAUGUUCAUUGGCGCUUGUGUUGUUGGAGAAAAAGUGUUCGUCCUUGUGGGAUGCGUAUCUACCAACUCGUCGAUAAAGGAUGUCUACCUAGCCGAGCUUAGCGUCAACAAGACAUAUGAUAUCGAUCUCCGUUUGGGAUAUUUCGGUGGUUGUGUCUCGAUGUCUGAGACACUUGGCUCUCGUGGUGAUAGAACCACAUCGAACAAUGCUCAGUCUCAUUGCGUCGCGAACAUGAGAACACCAGAUAUCGACGACCUCAGUGAGGAGUUUUUGGAGAACCUCAAUCUCACAAACAAUGCAAAAGCUCAACUCCAAAAUGCACUUAAUAUGACUCUUCCCAUCGCAAAGCACCUACAGAGCGAUGUGUUCAAUUGGGAGCCGCCAGUUCUUGCUUUUGUCUUGUUUGUCUUGGGGAGUUGCAUCUUGUGUGGUGCCGUCGGCGGCUCUUCGCGUAGACGGGGCUAUAAGAUCAUAUUGCUGGUGGCCCUAGUCCUGAGCACAUUUAGCCUAGCCUUGGCCAUGCUGGCGGACAUCGGUUCACUACAGGCAUUGAACGCGAUACUCGACGGAAACCGAUCCAUUAAUUCAAGUCUGCUCAGCAGUGACGUUGCUAUCCAGCGUGGCAAUCGGCAACAAGGACUUCAACACGGAUUUUUGGCUCUCAUUAUACUUUUCUACCUAACCAUGGGGAUCACUUUUGUUCAGCGGACUCCAGAGGGGGUAUUCAACUAUGGACAUAUUGGUUAAGGAAGGAUUUCCCUCCUGAAUUACGAGUGAUGAUACGUUAUGGUCAAAUUGCAUUGCUUGAUAAGCUAAUAAAUUAUAGUGGUGGACUCACAGGAGAGGAUCUAAUGGUUUUUCGAAAGUCUUUUUCAUGUUGUUUUCAAAUUUAAUGCUACGUCAUUUCCUUACCA